CUAUAUUUACCUUCCUUCACUAGGGUUUUUUACUCACCACACAUAUCGGCUUCUUCACUUUUUUUUACCCACCGAGAGAGUUCAAAAUAUUGAAGCACGUCGGACUCAUCCAUGGCAUCUUCUUCACAGGCGAAUGUCCCAUAUCUUCGUCGCGACACUAUAGACCAGACGGAGGUUGCUAUCAGCACCUACUAUAGGGAUUCACAUUUUCCGGAGCUGGUUGAAACUUUAAAUGUGGUCGGCGAACAGUGCAAUUCAGAUUUAUUGGGAAGAUUUAGAGCAUCAUGUUUUGGGCAUUUCACUGAUUGGAGGCCCGGCCCGAAGAGCAAUAAAGCAUUACACCAGAUUGUAUCGAGGCAGAUUGUGUCAGAAGAAAAUGAGAUGUGCUUCUUUCUGUGCGGAGCACGAGUCAGAUUUUCCCCUGUGGACUACACAUUAGUGACUGGGCUCAAUUUCGGGGGAUCGAGGUUCGAUGCGACGUUACAGCACGACUGCAGUCGCGUGGAGGCAUACCGACGAUUCUGCGGUACGCGAAGCAUGACCAUACAGUCGCUCAUCAAACGCGUGUGCGAUUUGGAUCGUUGAGUGGAUGAUGAGGAUGGGAGCCUGUACCUUCGUGCUGUCCUCGUGUGUGUGGCUCACACCCUUGUUCUUGGGUUGGAUACGCGGGUACAGCCGUGGCUUUGGGUUUUGGUGGAUGAUCUGGCUACAUUUGAUAGAUUCCCCUGGGGCGCGUAUUCGUAUAAGAUGUUAUGCCAUUAUACGCAUGAGAUAGGAACCGGCGAGAAGUAUCACUUCUACGGUCCUUCGUGGGCUUUAUAUGUCUGGGCAUUGGAGCGCGUCCCGGGCUUCGGACACAUGGUCGCAGCAUCUAGCGGUGAUCCGACAGCGCACCCUCGGUGUUUGAGAUGGACUUUCAGGGGUAAGCCCCGGCUUCACGGUCUGCGCGAUCUAUUCGAGGGACAGGGUGGUGUCCUGCCCCUGGAGCCCGAUGGUGACGAUCUGUCGAAUCACUACUUCAUAUCAGCGCUGACACCGGGCGAACUCUCGGUGAGCUUCAAGCCCCCCGACAACCCAUUAGCUCGGGGUGUCCAAUUUCCACAGCAGACCGGAGCCCGUGUUGUGGAGGAGCGCGGGGACGAGGAGGAUGUACCUAGUCAACCUCGUAUGACUCGCAGUCACAGUGUUCGGGGCCCUGUGAGGGAUGCUCGACCCCACGAGCCGGCUCGUCAUUCAGUAGAUCCGGGCAAGCGCCCAGCGCCGCAUACUUCUUCAUCGUCGAGCGGAUCUCGGUCUGUAUCCAGUCCCAGCGAGGGUGAGGUGGACCGUAAGUGGGUGAAGAAGACGAUCCGUCAGGAGAUUAAGAAGGCCUUCGGCAAAUUCGUGGAUAAACUGAAGGGCAAGGGUAAAAAGGAUAGGUGCAAGAAGAGCAAACAUUUCCCAGUGCCCGACUCCCCUGAUGAUGAUGACCAGCGACGGUCCCCUGAUGAUUACCAGCCACGGUCUCCUCCACAGCGACGGUCUCCUCCACCCAGUGCUUCAGGGCCCGACGCUUCAGGGCCAAGCGUUUCACGUCCCUGCGACAACGACCCCCGCGAUGAGGAACCACGCCAUCCAGAGACCCAGGCCUACCCAUCACGCCCUUCAGAUUAUGCCCAUUCCCGCCCAGCAGAGACCCCGGAUUACAACGAGCAGUGGCGGUCCAUGAAUCAGUCUGUUCAGGGCGACUACACACCGGCAGAGCAGACUUUUGACUGGUCGACCCAGGUCUACCCUCAUUGGUCUUCCCCAUUCCUGAAGCCGCAGUAUAGCACAGAGACCCCGAUAUUCUUUGCUGAACCGCUCACUUCUAUUGCACCACAUGAGUGGGGACAGUCCAGUUCGGCAGGGCAGGCUCAGACGGAGGAGCCUGAUCCACAGGCAGAGCAGCCACAGGUACUGCUGCUGCAGCACCCAGAGUAGCCGCCGGCAGAGCAGCCGCCAGCAGAGCUCCCGCGUCGCAGUCAGAGGGUGAGGCGUCCGUCUAACUUUCAGAGAUCGCCUUGGGUUAAUAGCCAAAUGCCACGUCCAGUGACACAAUAAUGCAGUGACCAUUAUGAGAAGUGGAUGGCUAGGUGUCGAGAGGGUAGGCCUGGUGAGAUUUAUGUCAAGGCAAGUGGUGGUUUGCGGGAGUACGACGACUUCGCGCGGGUGGAUAAUGUCAGCCAGGAAUUCUCGACUGGGGAUAUUGACUUGUAUUUCUUGUCCUUGAGAAAUAGACUUCGAGGUUCCCUGGAUUUACUGGAUGACGUAGAUAUGAAUAAUACAAUCAUAGUAGACACGGAUUGGUUUGUAAGUAAACUUUCAUUAUUUAUAUGUUUUCAUUGGUGCGGAUAUAAAUUAUUAAUUACUUAUUUGAUCUGUAGAUAUACCUCCAGAAAGAGUGGAACGCUCUAUUGGAGAAGUGGCCACGAAGUGAGUUCGGCCCCAAGGAGUUUCAUGUAUUGACUAGUACAACAUGACUGAUGAUUGUCAGCCUGAUAUAGACUGGAUCUGCCAAGUACGUGGAAAAUCACUUAAGGGCCAUGAACUUCCUCCUGGUCAUAUAGGAUGGAUGGAUGCCGCACAGGUUAUCAGUUAAACAAUUAUUGUUACUUGUCAUUUGUGCUCUAUCGUUGUUUCUUAUCAAUUCAUUGUGGUUUGUCAUAGGUUCUCAUGCCAGUCAUAAUUGGCCACCAUUUUAUCCUAUGUCGGAUUCGGUUAGGAGAAGCCGUUUGCGAGGUCUAUGACCCAGUAUUCCACAAGCUAACACCUCGACAACAGGAUGCUCGAGUUGGUGAUUUAUUACCUUUACUGAGAUUGUUGCCAGUUGUCCUUCAGGUGUCGAGGUGGUACGACGACACAUCCAUUGAUUCGACAGUGGCAAAGAGCAAGUGGCCACUUAUGACGGUAGUGUUUGCUCCAGCGGAGGUUCAGUUUCACCAGCAGAACUCUGUCAGCUGCGGGCCUUUCGUCUGCAUGUAUGCUGAACGACUGAUAUCUGGCUCUCCAUCCAUUGAGUGGGGUAAUAGCAACGUGGC
Molecule: messenger RNA, 3059 nt
Organism: Salvia miltiorrhiza (redroot sage)
Lineage: Eukaryota; Viridiplantae; Streptophyta; Magnoliopsida; Lamiales; Lamiaceae
Exons: 4
Coding region: 748-1962 (404 amino acids)
Source: RefSeq, a predicted model, not a curated record